UAGGUUACUGAUUAGUGUAUGCGUCCGAUGACUGGCUCGGGUGUACUCUUAGGUUUACGCCGACGCGUCGGGACUUCUGGAUUUAAGUAGUACCUUCCUCUUUACGCACGGCAUAUAAACUCCUCGUAAUUUCUUUUUUUAUUUGGGGGAAUUUUCAGACAGUUUAUUGAUAUGAUUAUGCAAAAACCUGAGGAAUUAUAUGGCAUUAUUAAAGCAAAAUUCUGGGUACUAUUCAAGAAGGGUGGUCCCGGUGCGCACCCGCGCUAGCGAGUCGUGACUAGUCGAUCCUUCGACGACUACCUAGCGUGAAUGCGCAAAACAUGUAUGAGGGGUUUUUUUUAAACAAAGUAAAUCCAAUUUCCUAACCCAACACUUUUUACGGAAACUGCCGAAUUAUAUGUAAAUAAAGAGAUGACAACAACAAAAAAAGGACUAGUAUCGAAAGAUCGCCAAAAAACCUCAUACAUGUUUUGCGCAUGACGCGCACUCACGCUAGGAUCGACUAGUCACGACUAGCUAGCGCGGAUGCUUGAUGGGAGAAUGCGGUACUGGAAGGUCUAUAAACGGAGGAUCUAGACUGCCCCCAUGUCGUGGGGAUUGAUCGGGACUGGAUCUUAGACCAACUGGUUAACCCUUCAGCAGAAAGAACCAAGAUUAUUGUAUGGCUGCUGGGGAUGAUUGAACCAACAAUGCUGGUUUCCAUCGACACCACAGCUCGCUUUGAUAAUGAGAGCCAGAGGAAAGAUCUGUUGAUGCUGCUCUCAUCCCUGGGGUUCUGUGCACCUGAUAGAAUGGACUUAAUAAAGGGUACAGCUUCGAAAAGGGAUCAGCUCCAGUUGUUCUCUCUCCUCUUGGACAUCGUUGAGGUCAGCCAUAGUAAAGAUCUCCCGUCAGACUUGGACAAUGAAUGGCAAAAACAAGACCAAUUUGUGCAGCAGAUUGCCACCCAUCCAACCAUUAUGAAGAGUCUGCUCUCUCACAAGGUCAAUCUCCUGCCACCAGAAGUUGGGGCUCGCAUUAUGAAAACUCAACAUAGGAACCCUGAAGAUUUGUCAAAGAAUAAAAUAUCUGAUCUGGUGAAAGGGUAUGAAAAUACUUUGGAGACACUCCAGGAGGAGUUAGCAGUGAAAUCCCAGGAGUUGGAGGUGAUCAAGGCUACGUAUGUCUAUAAUCCGUUCACAAGCGAAGAACUGACCGAAGUCUGCCACAAGCUCGACGUAAUGGUCACCAGUAUGAAUCACCACCUGGAGAAAUUCCACACCUGUUACGACAACGAACUGGUCUCCUGGUGCCGUAUGCCCGACACUCCACCAACCGAACUAGGUACCAUCUUGGAUCGGUUGUAUACCAAGAUGGACUCUUUUGCAUUGAUGAUGGAGACUUUUGAAGGCAUUCGUGCCACCACGCUGCAGUUGGAAGACUUGGAUACUGCGAAACCAGGCCAUGACACCAUGCUGAAAACUGCCAGUGACUCAUUCUUUCUGACCCUGAAAGAUUUCCUAAAACAAAUUGCUGUGCCCGCUGUCGAAGAUCAAACUGCUGAUAGUUAUCUUUCUGUGUGAUAACGGAAUGUUC
This is a messenger RNA of Octopus bimaculoides (California two-spot octopus), 1575 nucleotides long. Its product is annotated as HAUS augmin-like complex subunit 7. The record is from RefSeq and is a predicted model, not a curated record. Gene Ontology annotation, cellular component: HAUS complex. Lineage: Eukaryota; Metazoa; Mollusca; Cephalopoda; Octopoda; Octopodidae. Gene Ontology annotation, molecular function: microtubule minus-end binding. Gene Ontology annotation, biological process: spindle assembly; microtubule organizing center organization.